GCGAUUGUCUCCUGGAAGGUUUGUUGUUGGCAAGGACUCGGAGAAUCAUGAUACCAUCUGCUUCAAAGAAAGGGAUGAGAUGUUCAGAUUACUUUUCUUGGAACCGAACCGUGGAGAAGUAGCAAAGCCAGUGGACAAAUUUCAUCAAGACCAGCAGAGCCAAGGAACUCUACUCCUGGAGAACAUCAAGAAGAACAUGGUGAAUUUGCCUACGCAUAAAUCCGCAACAUAUGAGUCAAGUAACCUGCAAGAAAUCAGAGAGCUCUGGCUCCAGUUCCUCGAAUGUGCUGUUCUGGACUAUGGCAAAUCCAUCGUGACACUGGCGCGCUCAUAUCUUUGGGAUGAAUUUAGAAAAUGUAUGGCUGGAGAUAGAGAAGCCCUACGUCAAAAGAUCUCUGCGGAUGACAUUGAGACCACCUUUUCCAGUCACAGUGCUGUUGAUAAAGAGACAAUGAAAGAGGAAGUGCUCUAUCAAACAGCAGGAGAAACACCAACUCUUACUGCUGACCAAGAUACUCGUGACUCCCCAAGUUCAAACUCUCAUGACAUCAAUUUGGUGGAUAUUAUCCUCAGGACAUUAUGGUGCAUGGAGCCUCUCCUUGAUGAAGUUAUGAAGACAAAGCCUAUCUGCUCCAAGCAUGGCCACGGUGAACCAUGUGUCGGUGUCAUCGUUCACAAGAUCUUACACUUGUGGGAGAAGGCAGAAGAUCACCAGCAACAACUGCUCCCUCUAGCCAACACAGUGUGCAGAACCUUGGAGGAUGACAAUUGCUUUGACGAGCGGCAGGACAGAAGCAAGCGUGUAUCUGACACCACAGUAGCCAUUCUUAAUGGACUACACUUGCCAGAUGUUUGUUUACAACUUGGAAUCAUGUCUGAUACCAUGAGGCCAGAAACAGAAGCUUUUGUUUGCAAGUAUCAUUACCCUCCUGCUAUGAAGCCCAUGAGGCCAAUGGGUUGUGGUUGCAAAACAUGUUCACCUGGACAACUUAAUGCAGAUCCAAGCAAGGUCGAGCACAUAUGCAAACAGUGCAGUUCUGCUGCUCUGAAGGACCCAUACUCAGCUGUUGUCAUACAUUGCUCAAUGAAGAUGGAGGAUCAGCAAUCACUGGCGGAAAUAUGGGAUGAUACUCUUCAACCUCUGAUGACAUUUGAGUACAACCAUGGCACAAUAUUUUACGGCUUAGCCGCAAUGGUAUUACGAGGAAGGGGAAUAUUGUUUGAUAUGAAUAGCCAUGAAAAGCUGUGCAUGGUUUUCUGUUUUGAGAUGCACACACAGUAUCUUAAAACCCAACUUGGAUUCACCGAUAUAUUGAAAAGGCCGUAGAGAUGUGCUGUGUUUUUCCGUGGAAUGUUGGAAUCGCCAUGAAGUAUGAAUUGAGGAUAUUAUUCCGAAGUCACAUGAGAAUAUAUUUUAAGGCCAAGGUUAAAGGAGAAGGACAAACUUGCAGAUAUCUUCCCAUCUUAUAUGCACAUGUGCUAAUAUAUUCCUGCACAUAUCCAAGUAUAAGCCACCGGAUAUUAUUUCUUUACAGAUAUGCUAUGUGGACAAUGAGCCCGUUGGCAUUGCUCGAUGUGAAAGUGGAUGGGUUAUGUAUGAUGCACGCAGAGAAAUCAACAGGUGUGAAGUGCCCUGGGAGGAUUUGUUUGCUAUGUGCAGGGACUGCACUCCAGCAAUUCUAUUUUACGAGGUCAUCAAAUAGAUUGACUGAGGUAGUCCAGGUUGCCCUAGACCUGUUCCUGGUUCGUGCGUUCUGUACUCCUUCACCUGAAGAUUGAGAUUUGUUGAUUAUAAUGAUUUCUGAGAAUGCCCCUCUGCUCGUGCGAUGCCUGACAAGGAGGGUAAUAUGAUAAGCUGAGAUGGAGUAAACCGUGACGCGGCCUGCGUGCUGAUUGGUGGAAAACCCUCCGGGGCCACUUGUAAUGUGUGAGCAAGAGACCGAGUCGAAGCCUCCUUAGUACAGUAUUAAGAUGGGUUCUCUGUCCUGUAGCGUUCAGGUUGCCUAUAAACAUAUAAUGUACUCUGUCUCUCGUCUACCAAUCUCUGUUUCUCA
This is a messenger RNA of Triticum aestivum (bread wheat), 2054 nucleotides long. RefSeq lists its product as uncharacterized. Lineage: Eukaryota; Viridiplantae; Streptophyta; Magnoliopsida; Poales; Poaceae. The transcript is spliced from 11 exons. The coding region runs from base 80 to 1327 and encodes 415 amino acids. The record is from RefSeq and is a predicted model, not a curated record.